CCGUUUCGCAGCGACGGCUCCAGCCCAGGAGGGGGACGAUCACUCGACUUUCUUCUCACUGACCCGCUUUCCCUCGCCGAACCUCACUUAGCCCGGCCGCCGCGCUGUCGACCGUACUCCCCCGAACGAACUCCGUGGAAGGUCGGUCAACGAAACCCUCAGCUCCGUCAUGGCGGGCGCGGACGAGUCCCAGGCCGCCCGCGACCGCGAGCGCGAGCGGCGCGAGCAGCACCACGAGGCCGACGUCGUCGUGGUCGGCGCCGGCGUCUUCGGGUGCGCCAUCGCCUAUGCCCUUGCCACCCAGGGCCGCAGCGUCAUCCUGCUCGAGCGGUGGAUGCACGAGCCGGACCGCAUCAUCGGCGAGCUGCUGCAGCCCGGCGGCGUCGAGGCGCUGCGCAAGCUGGGACUCGAGAAGUGUCUGGAGGAUAUCGAUGCGAUACCGUGUUAUGGAUACCAUGUGCUGUACAGGGGCGAGGAGGUGGCCUUCUCGUAUCCGCCCCUGACCGGUGACGGGGGCGUGGUCGUCGGAGCGGGGAACAGGAAGGAGGCGCUCGAUGGUCAUGGGAAUGGGCAUGUCAAGGGGGAGAAGACGCCUGCCAGGCCGGAAGGGAGGAGUUUUCACCACGGCAGGUUUAUUAUGCAGCUGCGCAGGGCGUGCCUAGCGCACCCGAAUAUCAGCGUAUUCGAGACCGAGGCCACGGCCACCAUAAGGGGCCAGCACAGCGACGAGGUACUGGGCGUCCAGACCCGGACGAAGAACCAAGAAACGGGCGAGAAGGUGCCCGACUGCUUCUUCGGCCAGCUGACCAUCAUCGCCGACGGCUACCAAUCCAUAUUCCGCCAGGAGCUCCUCGGCACCACUCCCGUCGUCCGCAGCAAAUUCUACGCGCUCGAGCUCAUCGACUGCCCCUUCCCGCCCGCCAACCACGGCCACGUCGUCAUCGGGGACCAAGCCCUCGCCCUGCUCUACCAGAUCGGCACGCACGAGACCCGCGCGCUCAUCAACGUCCCCAUCAACCACCCCGCCGCCUCGCCCGCCAACGGCGGCGUGCGCGGCUACAUCGAGAAGGUCGUCAUCCCCGCCCUCCCGCCGCACGUGCAGCCCAGCGCGCGCGCCGCCCUCGCAGCGGACGGCCGCAUCCCCAAAAGCAUGCCCAACAGCUGGCUGCCAUCGACCAAGCAAACCACGCAGGCGGGCGCGAUCCUGCUCGGCGACGCGUACAACAUGCGGCACCCGCUGACGGGCGGCGGCAUGACGGUGGCGUUCAACGACGCGCUGCUGCUGGCGUCCCUGCUGGCGCCGGACGCGGUCCCCUCGCUGGCCGACCGCGCGGCCGUGCGCGCCGCCAUGGCCGCCUUCCACUGGCGCCGCAAGUCGCUCACCAGCAUCAUCAACGUGCUCGCCCAGGCGCUCUACAGCCUCUUCGCCGCCGACGACUGGCAGCUGCGCGCCCUGCAGCGCGGCUGCUUCCGCUACUUCCAGCGCGGCUGGACCGACGAGCCCGUCGCCCUGCUCGGCGGCCUGCUGCGCCGUCCGCUCACGCUGGCCUACCACUUCUUCAGCGUCGCAUUCCUGGCCAUCUGGCUCAACGUCCUCGACGUGUGCGGCGGGCAUGUGCUGGGCUUUCUGAAGCUGCCGCUGGCGCUCGUGCAGGCCGUGCUGAUUCUGUGGAAGGCCUGCGUCGUGUUUCUGCCCGUGUUCGCCACCGAGUUGCGGUGAGCGCGGCCCGAACGCGGGGCACGGGGAGUUGAGUGGUGGACAGCGGGGAGGGUUAUAGAGAUGUAAGAUUCGUUGGGUCGCGUUGGUGUUAUUCAUGGGUACGGCCUUUCAGUUACCCCGGUUUUGGU
Messenger RNA from Thermothielavioides terrestris NRRL 8126, 1848 nucleotides. Its product is annotated as squalene epoxidase. The transcript has a single exon. Gene Ontology annotation, biological process: ergosterol biosynthetic process. Gene Ontology annotation, molecular function: flavin adenine dinucleotide binding; squalene monooxygenase activity. Gene Ontology annotation, cellular component: membrane; endoplasmic reticulum. The coding region runs from base 170 to 1720 and encodes 516 amino acids. The record is from RefSeq and is a predicted model, not a curated record. NCBI's taxonomy places the organism in Eukaryota, Fungi, Ascomycota, Sordariomycetes, Sordariales, Chaetomiaceae.